GUAGAGGAGGAAGUCGAUGGGACUGACGCAGCUGGGGGAAUUUUGCCUUGAUGGCACUUUCCUGUCCAUGACUCCGCCCCUGCCAGAGGGGCUCGGCUCCGGGAUUCAAGAUGGAGUCGCUGAGUAGAGCUGGGCAGGAGAUGAGCCUGGCGGCCCUGAAGCAACAUGAUCCCUACAUCACCAGCAUCGCAGACCUCACGGGCCAGGUCGCUCUGUACACUUUCUGCCCCAAGGCCAACCAGUGGGAGAAGACUGAUAUAGAAGGGACCUUAUUUGUAUAUCGAAGGUCAGCUUCACCUUACCAUGGUUUUACCAUUGUAAAUCGUCUGAAUAUGCACAAUCUAGUUGAACCAGUGAAUAAAGAUUUGGAAUUUCAGCUCCAUGAACCAUUUCUUCUGUAUAGAAAUGCAAGCUUGUCAAUAUACAGUAUCUGGUUUUAUGACAAGAAUGACUGUCACCGGAUAGCGAAACUCAUGGCUGAUGUGGUGGAAGAGGAGACACGAAGAUCCCAGCAAGCUCGGGAUAAACAGAGCCCCAGCCAGGCCAAUGGCUGCAGUGAGCACAGGCCCAUCGACAUCCUGGAGAUGCUGAGCAGAGCCAAGGAUGAGUACGAGAGGAAUCAGAUGGGCGACUCAAAUAUCUCCAGCCCUGGGUUACAGCCAAGCACUCAGCUCUCCAAUGUGGGAAGCACUGAGACACUAGAAGAGACACCCUCCGGGUCACAAGAUAAGUCUGCUCCCUCUGGACACAAACACCUGACUGUGGAAGAAUUAUUUGGAACUUCUUUGCCAAAGGAACAGCCAGCGGCUGUGGGUCUGGAUUCAGAAGAUAUGGAAAGGCUGCCAGGAGAUGUUUCCCAGAAAGAACCCAGUUCAUUCCUACCAUUUCCCUUUGAGCACUCAGGAGGAGCCCCUCAAUCAGAAAACCUGGGUGUCCUUUCUGCUGCCCAUCACUCUGCCCAACCUGAAGUCACCACUCCGGUGCUAAUCACUCCAGCCUCCAUCACACAAACUAGUGAGAAGCAUGCCCCAAGCUACACAAUCCCUAUGAGCCCUGUGCUCAGUCCCACUCUGCCGGCUGAAGCUCCUACUGCCCAGGUUCCCCCCAGCUUACCUCGAAACAGCACCAUGGUGCAGGCAGUGAAGACCACACCUAGACAGAGGUCUCCACUCCUGAACCAGUCAGUCCCUGAUCUAAGCCACACCAGUCUGAUUGCCAACCAGAGCCCCUUCAGGGCACCACUAAGUAUGACCAACACAGCUGGCACAUCCCUCCCAAGUGUUGAUCUUCUCCAGAAACUCAGGUUGACUCCACAGCAUGACCAAAUACAGACACAGUCACUUGGGAAAGGUGCAAUGGUACCCAGCUUUUCUUCAGCCGCUGGUCAGCUGGCCACACCCGAGAGCUUCAUAGAACCUCCCUCUAAGACGGCAGCAGCAAGAGCAGCAGUCUCAGCCUCCCUGAGCAACGUGGUGCUUGCUCCCCUUCAGUCUAUGCAGCAAAACCAGGAUCCCGAAGUAUUUGUUCAGCCUAAGGUGUUAUCCACUCCUGUCCCGGUUGCGGGCCCCUCACUGAUUACUGCAACCACCACUGCAGUGUCUUCAGUCCUGCUGGCUCCAAGUGUUUUCCAGCAGACAUUUACAAGGUCCACAGACCUUGAGAGGAAAGCCAACUCCCCUUCUCCUCUAACUAUUGGAACACCAGAAAAUCAAAGAAAGCCUUCCAUUAUUCUCAGCAAGUCUCAGCUCCAGGAUACAUUAAUACAUCUAAUAAAGAAUGAUUCCAGCUUUCUGAGUACCCUUCAUGAAGUCUACUUACAGGUUCUAACAAAGAACAAAGACAACCACAACCUAUGACUGGAGCAGAAUAAAUCUGAAGGCAGAAUGUCAACCUCAGACAUAAAUAGGCUUCAUCAUGGAAACUUCUAAACAGAACAUUGAGUUUUCAGAAUCCUGAAAUUGAGCCUAUGAGAAAGAGACUCAUUCCAUAAGAAUGUUUUCCAAGUAACAUUCUCAGUGAUAAUGGAGGUUUCACUGUGAAGCAUCACCAGCAGACCUUUGUUUUGACAAAAAGAAAAAAAAAAAUCAUUGUGUUGAAUUAUGUGGGUGUUUUCAUCAGCUAUAAGCAAGUAUGUGAAAUAAGGAGUCUUUCAGCUUGUUUUCACUUGCAAGGUGGAGUAGUCACCAGCUUUUCUCCAGCCAGAGUUCAGCCUAGCCCACACCUCUACUCCUAACCCUGCACCCUAGAAAUGUGGGCAUUAGGCUGAGAGUUACGUUCUGAACAGAGUAGAAGUCAACUCUGCAAAGUAGCUUUGAGUUUUAAGGAUCAGAGUUUAAGUUGGCAAAUUAGGAAUUAUUUGUUCAAGGGCAGUAUGUUUCUUAUGAAUGCCCCAUUUGGGCCUUUAAAGUUCUGAAAUUUCUUAAUAGCAUUUUAUUUUUUAAGUGUCUCCAGUCCUGCCUUGUAGCAUUAACUUUUGAAUAGGGUGCUGUCAGGCGCCAGUGGUGUGGGAGUAGGCAUGGCACACCUUUGAAGCAAAGGCUGGGGCUGGCAGGCCCAAAUCCUUUCAUGUCUUCUACUCUCCUGUGGUUUUGAAAAUGUUCCUAUGUGAAGCACAGCUUUAUUUUUCUUUUCUGUCUAAACACGGUUAGAAGUCAUUGUUGAUUGUUUUCCUUAACACUUAGAUGAAAGGACCAGUGGACCAAUCUGACAAAGCCAUCCUGGUUCCAUUUCUUGAGUGUACUGAGAAUAGUUUUAAAACUAUGCAGAAAAGGGAGCUGUUAUACACACUGCCCUUACUUUGUUGUAGAAUAUGGAGUUGAAAAGAAAGUAUGAGAUUCAGAACUUUACCAAUAUAUUCCUAGGCUGUGAGUAUUUUUCCAGCCCAAAGUGUGAAAAUAUGUAAAGAUGCUUUGUUAUGCUGCUAUUGAUCUGCCAUGAUUUAUAUUUAUUCUUUUAUGGCAUGUAAUAGUGUUUAGUAAUAUUUUAAUGUAGAUUUUGAUUUAUUUCAGCAAUAGUAAUUUUAAGAUAUUCUUUGAAUGAAAAGUGUCUUUGUUUCUGUAAUACAGGUCAUUUUGUAGUAUUUAACCAAUUAAGAUGCACUGCUUACUUUUCUGAGCACUAUUUAAUGAUGGGGUAAAAACCCAAUUGGCUGAACCAGCUAGCAUAAGGAUUAGCUGUGAAUAAUGCUGGCAGAUGUGAUGGUUCCUUGGGAACAAUCAUUUAAGCUUUAAUGGUAAUUCAAUCAUAGAUUUUUUUUCCUAGCUGAAAUUUUAGAAAAUUACUUGUGAAUUAUAUACUUGUUUUAGUUGGUCUUAGUUUUUUAGUAUAAAGAAUACUUUGAUUGGCUUUUUUAUCAAAACAUGCUUCCUGGAUAAUAUUUCUGCUUCUCCGUUUAGUAUCUUCUAUUGCUGUCUACCUAGUUACAUGUGAAUUGUGCAGAAUUCAGGGAAGCUUAGGACUUGUCAUGCUCAAUUAGAAAUUCUUUGUUUUCAAAGAUAAGGUGUAAAUUCAGCAACCAAAAAUGAAUUGCUUGUGCAUCAUAUGAGAAAUAGAAAGUUAUAGUAAGAAACAGUGUCACUGACACCAGGUGUCCAAGGAGCCAUGUGACUGUUCUCAUAAAAUGGAUGCGCCAGUAGAUUUGAUCCCCCACACACACCAAGUGUAGUCUCAGUGGGCUUUGGUAAAUGGACGAAUCAAGGGAUUUCUGUUGUAAUAGAAAUUUGAAUAUAAAUGAUGCUUUUGAGUAAGUGUAAUAUUAUGAGAGGUUUAAAGAGAAAAUAUCCUAAAGAGGAUCUGUAAUCAAAUGUAUUAAUUUUUACCCUUUAAUGCUAGGAAUGAAUAUGAUAGUAGAGAAAAUCUAUGGUAAGGCUUCUUUAGUGUAAAAGUAAACUUUUUUAAGUGCCCAAGUCAUGGAGACUUGAAAAGAAUAAACCUGUUUCAGCUCCCAAAUUUAUAUAUUCAAAGGAUUUACUUAAAAUUCAGAAGCCAGAAGUUCACAGUCAUGAUUGCCAGGAAGUUCAGGCUAAAAUAAGUCUCUAGAGAAGCCAAGCCAUGCCUGGACAGUUGCAGUUGGAUGACCCUGGCCAGAAAGUCGCAGUUCAGUUGCCUUACUCCUCGUCAGGCUUACUCUCCAGAACCUCGUGCUGGCUUAGGUUGCAUGUUUACAUUGCUGCAGUGUCUUUACUGGAAUCUUUGUUGAAUCAAAACAGACACCAAGAUGGAGAUUCUUCUUGUUAGAUUUGGCAGAACCCCAGGAGACCUGCAUUUCCACCACUCUGUCCAUCCUAGUGCCUACCCCUAACCCCAGGGUCCAAGUGUAGGCUCAAUGGAGCAGCAUAGAGCUUGGGAGAGAGGUGUUUCUAGGGUGUCACUAGUGGGUGGUGCUGCUCUUGUAGCUAAUGUGCUGACUUUGAAUGGACUCUCACACUCCCCAGACAGCCUUGUUCCUUUAAGGCAAAAGCUCCUCUUCCUUGCUUAUCUCUCCUGGGACUUAUGAGGUAUGAAGAGUUGGCCUACUUCACUCUGACUGCUAAGUUUUCAAGUGACUGUCAGUGUCAGGAGAAGCAUUUCAUGCCUCUGCGUGUGGAAUAUCCAUAGCUUACCUUUGAAGGCUUAGAUGUAGCCAUCAAGAGACUGGCAUUUUAUGAAGAACCCAACUAAACCUGGGCCCUUCUCUACAGAGGGAUGUAUAGGCUUAGUUUAGAAUAUGUCUGACCCAAUUUUACAUGUCAAGCAUUUGUUCUUUUUCUGACCUACUUUGUCUUGUAGAAAUUAGAUACCCCAUCAAAUCCACUACUAGGUAAAUAUUUUUAAACCAUGCAGCUUUAUUACUCUCCUCCCCCAAAGAAUGUAGUUUGAAACUUUCUCAUUUUGGUAGUAGAGGCCCUAACUGCCAUUGUAUUACUAAUAAUGCAACAUGAAAUUGAAGGUGCCUAACUGCUUAAAAAACAAAAUUAGCCAUCAUACUAUAGCUGAGAGGAAUGAGAGGUGGCACAGGCACGAGCGGGCUCAGCCAUGUGAGCAAGAACUGAGGACUCCCAGGGGUGCGUGUCCUGCAUCCUUGCUGCAUGUAUGCUGCAGAGCGCGAGUUUGUUUCUUUGUUGCCUACCUUUGGUUUUCUUCAGUUGUGUUCAGUGUACCUUCUGGAACCAGUAGUGCCCUGAGUUUUCAAGUGUCUAUAAUGUUAAGAUCUGAGCAAAGUUAAGCAACUUAUACUAGCCUUUUUAAUGCUAUGCUUGAGAACAUUUCCCUGAGUGGGCCGGGGCCUCAAAGAGCCUGUUUUUUAGCAAAUUCAGCAGAAGAGAUGUGUGCAAUGUUUCACUCAGUUUUGUAUUUGACAUCUUCAUUUAAAAUGCUAAGAUGCAAUAUCAUUCACUUUGAAGUAGGGAAAAUGCAAAAUUGUGUUUCCCUUUUAUCUGUGUGAUUCCUUAAGAAACGUGUUUUUAAAGUGUGUUCUAAAUGGGUUUUUAUCUGUAUUACUGCUUUGGCCAUGUGGCUCUCAUGACUUUCAUUGUAUCAGAUUCUCAGCUCCCUGAAAUGUGGGAAUGAGAAACUCUGGAAUUACAGCAAGGUUUUUGUUCCAUAAGCGCAAUACUGCAUCAUUAACAUUUUUAAUGGUAUGGAUUUUAUACCAUCUGUGUAUGUUUGCAAAUAUUAAGUUAUUACAUGUUUUAAAAUGAGCGUUUUCAUCCUAAAUUUUAUAUGUUUGCAAAUAUAUUUUUUUAAUAAAAUUUCAAAACCAAGUUUUAGCACCUAC
This is a messenger RNA of Otolemur garnettii (small-eared galago), 5755 nucleotides long. RefSeq names its product decapping mRNA 1A (gene DCP1A). Gene Ontology annotation, molecular function: enzyme activator activity; mRNA binding. The record is from RefSeq and is a predicted model, not a curated record. The transcript has 10 exons. Gene Ontology annotation, biological process: deadenylation-dependent decapping of nuclear-transcribed mRNA; deadenylation-independent decapping of nuclear-transcribed mRNA; positive regulation of catalytic activity. Gene Ontology annotation, cellular component: P-body. The coding region runs from base 111 to 1856 and encodes 581 amino acids. NCBI's taxonomy places the organism in Eukaryota, Metazoa, Chordata, Mammalia, Primates, Galagidae.